Dinoponera quadriceps is the source of this 2188-nucleotide messenger RNA. RefSeq names its product eukaryotic translation initiation factor 4B (gene eIF4B). The record is from RefSeq and is a predicted model, not a curated record. The transcript has 12 exons. NCBI's taxonomy places the organism in Eukaryota, Metazoa, Arthropoda, Insecta, Hymenoptera, Formicidae. Gene Ontology annotation, molecular function: RNA binding. Bases 101 to 1693 code for a protein of 530 amino acids.
AAGCACAAUUCGUGCCUUAAGGAUCCUGAGGUCGGUCGUGUGGCUCACGUAGGCACGAUCUGGUUUGCAUUCCUGUGGAUUUCCGAUCGUACUCCUCAUCAUGUCCUCAGGUAAGAAAGGCAAGAAGAAGAAGGGGGUGACCGUCGAUCUUUGGGCGUUCUUGGCCGAUGGGAAAAGCAAUCCUAACGUGCCGCUUAAGUCGUCCAGCUGGGCGGACGAUGUCGAGGACGACCACGAAGGGUUUUCAUCCAGGAGUAACAAGGAUCCAGUUAUUCUUCCGACAGCUCCCAGAGCUGCCCGAGGUCCUGGGAUCGAUGAAGAAAAUAUCCCUACAAACGCACCUUUUGUGGCUUACAUUAGUAAUCUACCCUAUGAUAUCAAUGAACCUGAUCUUGAAGAAUUUUUUGAAAACAUGAAGAUUUCCAAUAUGCGUUUGCCUAAAGACGCAAACAAAAGUAGGGGAUAUGGAUACGUCGAAUUCGAGGACCGGCAGAGUUUAAUUGACGCUUUGUCCAUGACGAAUACGACAAUUAAGACGCGACGGGUAAGAAUCGAGGUAUCUAAUAGCAGUAACGACGAGCGUCGCGGCGGUAGGAUGGGUAGGGACAAUCGUAGGGACAAUUACGAUGACCCAGAACGUACAUCCGGCGACUGGAGAAGCGGCCCGCGCGAGGACUUACUCGACGGGGAUAACUACCGCAGCCGAUACGACAACAGAGAUCGACGGGACGAUAGAGAGAGAUACGACUACGAUAAUAAACCCGGUGCAUGGCGUGAGCGAGACAGCAGCGACAAGGGAUCAACGUUCAGGGACCGAGGUGGUUUCAGGGAUGAUGACAGGGACAGGGACAGAGACCGGGAGUGGAAUCGCUACGGCGACCGGGACAACAGAGACAGAGAGGGAGGCAGCAGCUUCGGGCCGCGUCGUAAUUAUGGAGAUUCUUCUGAUUGGGACCGUGAUCGCCGACAGGACCGAUCGAGUUCAGACGCGAGACCGGAGCCGCGAACGAGACCAAAAUUGCAACUUCAACCACGCACAAAGCCAGUGGAGCCGAUCGUAGUGGCGGAGGAGGAGGAGGAGGGUACGCAAGGUUCGACGGAAUCAAAAUCGGCGAAAGCCGCAGCAGCGAGCUCGGAUAAACCAGCCUCGACAGCCGCGCCCGCGACCAACAUCUUCGGCGCGGCGAAACCUGUAGAUACGACCGCCAGAGAACGCGAGAUCGAGGAGCGUCUGGCCAAAUCUUACGCAGAGUCAAGAUCCCGGGAGGAAAUAGACAGCAAGGAACGCUCCAGCAGAGAUGGCACCUGGGUCCGACGCAAUGGAGAAGGACGCGACGAUAAGGAAAAAGAGAAGGAGAGGGGCCGGCCGACUUGGAGGUCGGAGGAGGACAGAAGUACUCGGAGCGAGAGAUCGGCGCCACGAUCUCAACUUGCUCCCACACGUUCUGAACAGCAAAAUGAAUCCAAAGCAUCACCAGCUUCGCGUCCCGGACCACCACCAGCAGUCGUCAAAGGACCUCAGAAGCUUAGUGAAAAAGAUGCUCGUGCUCCAGAAAGGGAUCGCAAAGAUAAAGAAAAAGAUGAAGUUAACAGAAUGCCGAAAGCGAAGGAUGAACAAGCUCCAAAUUUUGUAGCUUCCAACAAGUAUUCCAUGCUACCUGAUGAUGUGGACCCUGACAAUAUCGAUGAUUAGUCCUAACAAUUCUAAUAAUUUGCAUUGCCGAAUAAAUUGUGCCACAUGCAACAGAAUUGGUCUAUAUACGCAUAUUAUUAAUAAUUCGUUUUGCCCUUUACUAAAUACUGCAUGGAUUCAACACGAAACCAAGCGUUAACACCCUUGGUAUUACUUUACUGGAAUUAUUGUUGAUUUGUAUUUAAUCUAUUUUAUUAUAUUCUCAAUAUAACUCUCCAUCUACCUAUAUAUUUACUUUAUGGUUUCCCGGAACGAAUUGUCAAGUUGCAACGUCGCAGAAACCUACACAACUACAGAGCGAACGAUUAUACUGAUCCUUUUGUACUUGAUUCUGAAAGGCGUGAACCUUCUAGGAUCUAGGAAAAUUGGGACUUUAUACAUCCUACUUAAUCUGCUGUACACAGUAAUUGUACGAUACGUGACUCGAUUACAUGUAAUAUAACAAUGCCAAUAUAUAGAAGGAAAUUAAAAGUAAUAAGUAUAUGGGAACACAAA